Molecule: messenger RNA, 1809 nt
Organism: Corticium candelabrum
Lineage: Eukaryota; Metazoa; Porifera; Homoscleromorpha; Homosclerophorida; Plakinidae
Product: 6-phosphogluconate dehydrogenase, decarboxylating-like
Exons: 13
Coding region: 54-1502 (482 amino acids)
Biological process (GO): pentose-phosphate shunt; pentose-phosphate shunt, oxidative branch
Cellular component (GO): cytosol
Molecular function (GO): phosphogluconate dehydrogenase (decarboxylating) activity; NADP binding
Source: RefSeq, a predicted model, not a curated record
UUACACUUUGCGUAAAGACGUUCCGUCUCGUCUUCCUCAUUUCCAGCAGCACAAUGGCAGAGGCCGACAUCGCACUUAUCGGACUGGCCGUCAUGGGUCAGAAUCUCAUUCUUAACAUGAACGAUCACGGAUUUGUGGUUUGUGCAUAUAAUCGCACUGUGGAAAAAGUUGAUAAAUUUUUGGCAAAAGAAGCGAAGGGUACAAAGGUCAUCGGAGCGAAGUCCCUGAAAGAGAUGGUUUCGAAGCUGAAGAAACCACGACGAGUGAUGCUGCUCGUGAAAGCUGGCAGUGCUGUUGAUGCAUUCAUUGAUCAGCUGAUUCCGUUGUUGGAGGAUGGUGACAUUAUUAUUGAUGGAGGAAACUCGCAGUAUACCGACUCGCAGAGAAGAGCUAAAAGUCUGGAAGAGAAGAAGAUCUUGUUCGUUGGAAGUGGCGUGUCUGGUGGAGAAGACGGAGCUCGCUAUGGACCUUCACUCAUGCCAGGAGGAUCAGAAAAGGCUUGGCCUCACAUCAAAACCAUCUUCCAAGGCAUUUCUGCUAAAGUCAACGGAGAGCCAUGCUGUGACUGGGUUGGAGCUGAUGGUGCUGGGCAUUAUGUCAAGAUGGUGCAUAAUGGUAUUGAGUAUGGAGACAUGCAGCUCAUCUGUGAGGCAUAUCAUCUGAUGAGGGAUGCACUUGGGAUGAGUGAAGAUGAGAUGAGUGGCGUGUUUGGGGAAUGGAACAAAGGCGAGCUCGACUCUUUUCUUAUUGAAAUCACACAGAACAUUUUGGCUUACAAAGACACAGAUGGGACACCAUUAGUUAGGAAAAUCAGAGAUGCAGCAGGACAGAAAGGAACAGGCAAAUGGACAGCCAUCUCUUCACUCGACUUGGGCAUGCCUGUCACACUGAUCGGUGAGUCUGUGUUUGCACGUUGCCUUUCGUCUUUGAAAGACGAGAGAGUAACAGCCAGCAAGAGCUUGAAAGGGCCGAGUACGACCAAAUAUGAAGGUGACAGGAAGGAAAUGGUGGAGCACAUCAGACAGGCUCUGUAUGCAUCCAAGAUUAUCUCGUAUGCCCAGGGCUUCAUGCUGCUGAGAGAAGCAGCAAAGGAAUACAAUUGGACACUCAACUAUGGAUCAAUUGCUCUCAUGUGGAGAGGUGGCUGCAUCAUUAGAAGUGUAUUCCUUGGCAACAUCAAGGAAGCGUUUGACAAGAAUCCUGGUCUCACUAAUCUUUUGCUGGAUGACUUCUUCAAAGAUGCUAUUCAUCGCAGCCAGGCAUCAUGGCGUAAAGUCUGUGCAAUGGCUGUCACUCUUGGUAUCCCCACUCCAUGCUUCAGCACUGCUCUCGCCUUUUAUGAUGGCUACAGAUCAGGCAGCUUGCCAGCUAAUCUCAUCCAGGCACAGAGAGAUUACUUUGGUGCUCACACAUAUGAGCUGCUCUCCAAACCCGCUCAAUUCAUCCACACCAACUGGACUGGCCACGGUGGUUCUGUCUCGUCAUCCACUUACACUGCCUGAUUGGUCAAGUGUAGCCAUUGAUAUCAACACUUGUGUUUCAAUUGCAGUGAUGCUGUUGUAAUCUUGACAGCAUGAGAUUGUAUGUUGCUGUCAUUUUAGCUCAAAUGGAUGUCUGUCUGAUAUCAUUUACUCCCAACAGUUGUAUUGAUUGUUCUGAUGAAUUAGGUGCAGUACAAGCAAGUUGUUCUCCUUGUUCUCAUUGAUUUUAAGUUUGAUAUUAAUAAUCAUUACAGAUUGACAUGCUGGGUUUGUAGGUUGCUAGACAUAAGUGAAUAUCUUGAUUAUUAAACAGACACAUGGACAGACA